Phytophthora infestans T30-4 is the source of this 384-nucleotide messenger RNA. Its product is annotated as glycoside hydrolase, putative. Gene Ontology annotation, molecular function: hydrolase activity, hydrolyzing O-glycosyl compounds. The record is from RefSeq and is a predicted model, not a curated record. The transcript has 4 exons. NCBI's taxonomy places the organism in Eukaryota, Oomycota, Peronosporomycetes, Peronosporales, Peronosporaceae. Gene Ontology annotation, biological process: carbohydrate metabolic process. The coding region runs from base 1 to 384 and encodes 127 amino acids.
AUGAGCGACCAUCACUCAGCCCUGGCUGUCAGCUCUUUUGCGGUCGCAAGCGGAGAAACCAUCACUAAAUCGACCUACAAAGGCACGAGCGGCUUGCAUGACAUGGCCAAGGCGUCUGGAAAGUACCUGGGUACGGCAGUGGACCAGGACAUGAAGGACACCGCAGCACUGAAGGUGCUUAAGAACAUUAUGGACUUUGGAAUGCUCACGCCCGGUAAUGCUAUGAAGUGGGAUGCUACGGAGUACACGCAGAACACUUUUAAGUUCGACGGUGGCGAUGCAGUCGUGAAGAUCGCGAAGGAAAUGGGUGCUCAAGUGCGUUGCCACACUCUGCUCUGGGUAUCACUCACAAACCCCUCAAUGGCUACAGACUCUAAGUUAUGA